GAAGCAAGAUGGCGGACGUGCUGGACCUUCAUGAGGCUGGGGGCGAGGAUUUCGCCAUGGAUGAGGAUGGGGACGAAAGCAUCCAUAAACUAAAAGAAAAAGCGAAGAAACGGAAGGGCCGCGGCUUUGGGUCCGAAGAGGGGUCCCGAGCGCGGAUGCGAGAGGAUUAUGACAGUGUAGAGCAGGAUGGCGACGAACCUGGACCACAACGCUCUGUUGAAGGUUGGAUUCUCUUUGUCACUGGAGUCCAUGAAGAAGCCACUGAAGAAGAUAUCCAUGACAAAUUCACUGAAUAUGGGGAAAUAAAAAACAUCCACCUUAACUUGGACAGGCGUACAGGAUACUUGAAGGGGUAUACUCUCGUGGAGUAUGAAACAUACAAAGAGGCUCAGGCUGCCAUGGAGGGACUCAAUGGUCAAGAUUUGAUGGGACAGCCAAUCAGUGUCGAUUGGUGUUUUGUUCGGGGUCCACCAAAGGGCAAGAGGAGAGGUGGCCGAAGACGAAGCAGAAGUCCAGACCAGAGACGUCGUUGAUAGAUCCUCUGUUGACCAGGUGGUCUCGCCACGAGUCCAUUUGGUUGUGCUGCCUUGCAUAAAUAGGGUUAGGGUAGAACUUUUGUUUAUAUUUAAUAACUUACCCUAUCUACUUAGUAUUGCUUUGAGUUAAAAAAAUAAAUAAAUGUUUCAUUUUGUUUUCUA
Peromyscus eremicus (cactus mouse) is the source of this 698-nucleotide messenger RNA. RefSeq names its product RNA-binding protein 8A-like. Bases 9 to 533 code for a protein of 174 amino acids. Gene Ontology annotation, molecular function: mRNA binding. NCBI's taxonomy places the organism in Eukaryota, Metazoa, Chordata, Mammalia, Rodentia, Cricetidae. Gene Ontology annotation, biological process: RNA splicing. Gene Ontology annotation, cellular component: exon-exon junction complex; nucleus; cytoplasm. The transcript has a single exon. The record is from RefSeq and is a predicted model, not a curated record.